CUGUAUCUUCCAACGAAAAUCAUGGCCGAGCCAAAGGCGAAGAAGGCGCGCAUGGACCUGGGCGAGCUCACGCCCCACAACGUGAAGCAGUUCAAGCUCAUCAACAAGAUCAUCUUUCCAGUCUCAUACAGCGACAAGUUCUACAAGGAUGCCGUUGCAGCAGGCGAAUACGCAAGGCUCGCGUAUUUAGACGACCUUGUCGUCGGUGCCGUGUGCUGCCGCGUCGAUGGCACCAAGAUCUACAUCAUGACCCUCGGGUGCUUGGCGCCAUACCGCCGCCUCGGCCUCGGUCGAAUGAUGGUGGAGCACGUGAUGAACUUGGCGCGGAAGGAUAAGAAGGUCACCGCCGUCUUCCUGCACGUGGACGUGAACAACGAGGACGCCGUUGAGUUUUACAAAACGUUUGGCUUUGAGGUGACAGAGACGGUGAAGGGCUAUUACAAGAAACUGUCCCCUGGCGACGCGCAUGUGCUGGAGAAGAAGGUGACGCACGAGAGCGAGGGCGACAGCAGCAGCAAUGGUGAUGAUGAUGAGACCAAGGCGGCUGCCAAGGCCGACAAGGACAAGGACGCAAAGUGACGUGUCUGCGUGUGUGUGUGUGUGCUGUGAUGUGUUGUGUGUGUGUGUGUGUUUGUG
Molecule: messenger RNA, 636 nt
Organism: Salpingoeca rosetta
Lineage: Eukaryota; Choanoflagellata; Craspedida; Salpingoecidae
Product: N-alpha-acetyltransferase 50
Exons: 8
Coding region: 22-579 (185 amino acids)
Biological process (GO): mitotic sister chromatid cohesion
Cellular component (GO): NatA complex
Molecular function (GO): acyltransferase activity, transferring groups other than amino-acyl groups
Source: RefSeq, a predicted model, not a curated record